This is a messenger RNA of Ixodes scapularis (black-legged tick), 2905 nucleotides long. RefSeq lists its product as uncharacterized. Gene Ontology annotation, biological process: regulation of synaptic transmission, cholinergic; sleep; positive regulation of voltage-gated potassium channel activity. The transcript is spliced from 3 exons. NCBI's taxonomy places the organism in Eukaryota, Metazoa, Arthropoda, Arachnida, Ixodida, Ixodidae. The coding region runs from base 1 to 480 and encodes 159 amino acids. The record is from RefSeq and is a predicted model, not a curated record.
AUGCUUCUAGCACGUGCUGUGCUCCGGUCCCACACGAAGGUGUCUAAUGAGCCCAUGAUGAUGAUGAUGAUUUCUUUUCCAGGGGCGGCCAUCAAGUGCUGGGAAUGCAAGUCUCACGCGGAUCCCCGGUGCGCGGACCCGUUCGACAACACGUCGCUGCCCAUCUCCGAGUGCGCGGCCCGCAAGCUGCCUCACUACCCGAACCUUCAGGCCACCAUGUGCCGGAAGACGCGCCAGAAAGUGUACGGAAACUGGAGGUUCAUCCGCUCCUGCGCGUUCCUGGGCACCCCCGGCGAAGGCACGUACGACGAGAACUACUGCCUUAUGCGGACGGGCACGUACGACGUCUUCGUCGAGACCUGCACCUGCAACAGCAAGGACGGGUGCAACGCCGCGCCGCAGCACGGCGCCACGGUCCUCCUCUGCCCGCUCCUAGCGCUCCUAGCGGUGGCGUGGGCGGGAGGCCUUCUGCUCAAGUAGUGACACUCUUCAGGACUCGAGACUAGCGCGCACCGACGGAACUGGGCCGGCCACUGAUCUCUGUACAGUGCCCUGGCUACACUGCACGCUUUGAAGCCGCGAAGCUGCCAUCUCUUUUGCAAUAGCAAACUACAGCUUUUACAGUGCGUGGUGCCUUUGCGGUGUGGUGCCCCCUCAUGACGUCAUCUGGUGACGCCUAGCGGGCCAGGCCCGCGUUGUCAUCAAUUGCCAAAGCCGCAUUUCUUUUUUGAAAGACUUUUGGAAGUGAAAAGAGCAGACGUCUUCGUCUGAACAGUUUCCUACGUCUGGUUGAGACAUUUGCGUUUGAGUGUGACUAGAGGAGCCUAGAUCUAAGAGAGGGAGCAGUUCAAACCGUGAGGAGCUUUUUCAAUUUAAUGGCGGACGCCUCCUGCAGAGAUUGGCCGCAAGUGCGCAUGCGUUGGGUUGUCACGUGGCCAGAAGGAAUGCGGGCAGAGACAGACAUACGCAACCAUCUCGUAGAGAGCAGUCACACUCGAACGGAAAUGCAUGAACCAGUUUUGAUCCAUCAAGACCAUAGGAAACAUACCGACAUUGUCGUCUUUUUCUUCUUUUUUUUUUUUUUUUUUUUUACGCUAUAUUUUGCGUAUUCCGUCCAUGCCUGAAGUGCCAGAGUGUAUGUGAUCAUUGGUGACAUGACGCCAACGUCCUUUCUCAACGGCGUAUGCUUGUGUUUUCGUUCAUAAAAUGGGAAUGUUUGAUGUGGGAGUAUGUACAGACGAGCACACAGUUAACAAAAAGAGGCAGGAGUGUGAGACUUCAUAGGCACGCUCAGUGACCAAUUUUUGGGCUGACUAUCGCUUGUAGAGACGUAAAUGAGUAUUUCAGGGCCGCUUACACCAAACUCUGCUUACCGAGAAGCAUCAACAGAUUACCAAGGUACACUCUAUGCUUCCUUGUUCAUAUUAUAUAUUUUAGCUUUUUUGUUUUUUUAGUAUAUAGAUGUGCAAAAUAUGGUUGUACAUUUUGUGGGUGUCUUUAAGAUUACCCAUUUGCGUAAACGUAGCGAGCGUUUUCUUUUUUUUUUCUUUUUUUUGCAUUGCGGUUUGCAGUUAAGUACACUAUGGUGCGACACACAAAAAUCCGUGGAUAAUAAUUUUUUUUAUUCGAUAUUCUUGGUUACCCUAUUUUUGUAACAUGGUGGGCGCACUCAACAAGGAGAGCAACACAUGUUAUUGAUGUGAAAUCUGCACCGUUCGUUACCACAACUACCUAUACACGUGCGUGCUUUCAACUUCUCGCGUUUGGUACGCACGAUACUAGACUCAUGUAUACUCUCAAAACAGAGCCCAAAACACUAUUUGACACUCAAUGUAAAGGUUCCUCGUUUUUCGUAAGGUUCCUCGUUCUGGAUGUUACCAAGGUGGCAAACUAUGUACAAGAACACGUUAUCGGAAUUGUUCGCGGGAGAUCGGAGGAGGGCAAUUUCCCUCUCCUACCCCUCAAUCGUUUUCUAGAAAUGUCUGAAAUAUCUGGAGGGACAAGAUGUCGAACUGCUGCUGCUCUCGUGUUUUCCUUCACGGCAUCAUUACUGUUGUGAUACAAUGAAAAAGAGGGGAAGAGUGGGGGGAAUAGCUCCACCUACUCCAUUGCUUUGCUCGAGCGCGCGGACGUUUUAACUGCGGGCUGACAGCUACACUGUAAGAAACCUGAAACAUGUGCCGUGCCGCAAGGCACAUUGGGGAGCCAAUCGCUGCUAUUGACAGAGGGAGCUCGGGCGAAAGACCUGACUGAAAAUAUGUUUAGACCUAUAUAAAGAAAAAAAAAAAAAACUGUCUGCGCUGUGUGCACUGAACACAGUGAAGCGUCAUGCUCAAUGCCACAGCGCACACUUUUUUUUUUUAAGUUUCCACAUAUAAUGAUUAUCAUUAUCCCCGUCAUUCACCAAGCUCCCCUCCGUAUAAUGACUACAGCGAUGGGCUCCCCCAAUUGCUGAUAGUUGAGAACAUAAGUGCGAGUCUAUGUUGACUCAUUGGUUCACACGCCCUGCAUCGGAACAUCCCUGAAAUAUACAGUGAUCCUCGUCGUUGCGUAAGGAAACAUUAAAUGUAUUAUAUAACGCAGGCGCAAACGACGUAACGACGUCCUCCGUCCAACGGCGCCCCUCACACACUCGCACACAUUAAACAAACAAAAAUGUGAAGUGUCCUUACGCCUGUCGGCGAUCUGAGAGGCGCUGCAUGCGGACGAUAAAACUCUUCGCUUGAUGCGUGCCCGUGUAUUAGUGCGUGCAUGUCGCUGAGUGCGUGUUCUCAACACACUAUCGAUUCAAGACAGUGACGCGAAAUUCUCUAGCAUAUUUCACGAGCCUUUUUUUUUUUUUUGCUCAUAUCGACGACUCAUUGCGGUCGGAUGGACAGACAAUAAAGAAGUAUUUUUAUACCGA